This is a messenger RNA of Lycium ferocissimum, 2191 nucleotides long. Its product is annotated as protein NRT1/ PTR FAMILY 6.3-like. Gene Ontology annotation, molecular function: nitrate transmembrane transporter activity. Gene Ontology annotation, biological process: oligopeptide transport; response to nitrate; transmembrane transport. The transcript has 5 exons. The record is from RefSeq and is a predicted model, not a curated record. Gene Ontology annotation, cellular component: membrane. The coding region runs from base 152 to 1930 and encodes 592 amino acids. Lineage: Eukaryota; Viridiplantae; Streptophyta; Magnoliopsida; Solanales; Solanaceae.
GGAAUCAAUUCAGUCUGCCAUAAGUCUGAGUUUUACAUCUCAGGUUCCUUUAAUCUCUCCAUCUAGCUUCAAUUUUAUCCCUUUCUCUCGUUUCCACUUGUAGACACACAAGAAACAUAAAAAUACAAAAAAAAAAAAAAAAUUAGAAAAAAUGGACCUUCCCAAAACACAACAAGAUACAAAAGCUGUUGCAGAUGCCUGGGAUUACAAAGGGCGACCAGCCCUUAGAUCUGCCACUGGUGGUUGGUCCAGUUCUGCCAUGAUUUUAGGUGUUGAGUGUGUGGAGAGGUUAGUAACGCUAGGCAUUGCUGUGAACCUGGUGGUGUACUUGACUAGGACCAUGCAUUUAGGGAAUGCAAGUGCAGCAAACAUUGUUACUAACUUUAUGGGAACUUCCUACAUCCUCACUUUGCUUGGUGGCUACGUUGCUGACACUUUCCUCGGAAGGUAUCUUACCGUCGGAAUCGGCGCCAGUGUUCAAGCAAUAGGGGUAACAAUUUUGACAAUCUCGACCAUAAUCCCAAACCUACGACCACCAAAGUGUGAUCUUGGAAACUCAUCAUGCAUCCCGGCAAACGGCAAACAACUCGCCGUCCUUUUCACCGCCCUCUACCUGACUGCCUUAGGCACAGGCUUCCUCAAAUCCAGCGUCUCCGGCUUUGGUACAGACCAAUUCGACGAGUCUGACCAAAAAGAAAGAGGCCAGAUGAUAAAGUUCUUCAGUUGGUUCUUUUUCCUAAUCAACGUGGGAGCGCUCACUGCUGUGACAGUACUCGUGUACAUUCAAGAUAAGGUUGGACGUGAAUGGGGAUAUGGUAUUUGCGCGUGUGCGAUUGUGGUUGGUCUUGUGUUGUUCUUGGCUGGUACGAGGAGGUACCGGUUUAAGAAACUUGUUGGAAGUCCGUUAGCGCAGUUUGCUUCGGUGUUUGUUGCUGCUUGGAGGAAGAGGCAUAUGAAAUUGCCGUCUGAUUCUUCUGCUUUGUUCAAUAUUGAUGAUAUUAUUGGAGAAGAAAAGAAUAAGGAUAAACAAAAGUUGCCUCACAGCAAGGAAUUCCGUUUCUUGGACAAGGCAGCUAUUAAAGAUUCUGACAGUGAAUUUUCGGGGACAGCGAUAUUGAAUAAUUGGAACCUAGCAACUUUAACCGAUGUUGAAGAAGUUAAAUUGGUAAUUAGAAUGUUACCAACAUGGGCCACGACAAUUAUGUUCUGGACUGUAUAUGCUCAAAUGACAACAUUUUCCGUGUCACAAGCAACCACUAUGGACCGUCACAUCGGUAAAGCCUUCGAAAUUCCUCCUGCCUCACUCACUGCUUUUUUCGUCGGAAGUAUCAUGGUGGUUAUCGUGUUCUACGAUCGGGUAAUUGUGCCACUUUGUGCCCGAUUCCUAAACAGUCCACACGGUUUCACCCCGUUGACACGCAUUGCAAUAGGCAUAGUCAUGUCAAUUAUCGCGAUGAUUAUUGCAGCUUUAACGGAGAUAAAAAGAGUGAACGUUGCCCAUUCGCACGGAUUGACGGACCACCCGAAUGCGGUGGUUCCUAUGAGUGUGUUUUGGUUGGUCCCACAAUUCUUGCUUGUUGGAGGAGGUGAAGCUUUAACAUACAUUGGGCAACUUGACUUUUUCUUAAGGGAGUGUCCUAAAGGGAUGAAGACUAUGAGUACUGGAUUGUUCAUAAGCACAAUAUCGCUAGGAUUUUUCUUUAGUUCUAUUUUGGUUUCGAUCGUGGACGCGGUGACCGCGAAAACAAGUCCAUGGUUAGCUGAUAAUCUCAACCAAGGCAAACUAUUUAAUUUUUACUGGCUAUUGGCAAUCUUGAGUGUAUUGAACAUGAUAGUUUUCUUCUAUUGUGCAAAACGUUACGUGUACAAGGAGAAGAGGCUAGCCGAGAUGGGGAUUCAAAUGGAAGACUCAGGUCCAGUUUGCCAUUAAGUAAUUAGAAGAAGCUAGCCAUGCAGUACUUUAUUAGCACAGCCAGUUUGCUUUUUCUUCUUCUUUUUGUUCUCUUUACUUGUUGGGGUUUUAUUUUAAAUGGAGAAUGUACCAUAGAAACAGUGGCGUUCAAAGAACCCAUUGUCUUUGGCACAGGCCUACUAUUUUGUAUGUAGAAACUGCAGGUUGAAAAUAAUGUACUAUAAAUGAAAAUGAAAGAUUCUGAACCCACUGCUUCAAAGAAGCAGUGGUUUGCUGGCA